This is a messenger RNA of Mastomys coucha (southern multimammate mouse), 875 nucleotides long. RefSeq names its product COMM domain containing 4 (gene Commd4). The coding region runs from base 73 to 672 and encodes 199 amino acids. Lineage: Eukaryota; Metazoa; Chordata; Mammalia; Rodentia; Muridae. The record is from RefSeq and is a predicted model, not a curated record. The transcript is spliced from 8 exons.
CUGUCAUGUGAUCGCGGAGUCAGCUGACCUGGGUCAAGCCGGAAGAAGUCCUGGAUUGGGUCUCCUGACAUCAUGAGGUUCCGGUUCUGUGGCGAUCUGGACUGUCCGGACUGGGUCCUGGCAGAGAUCAGCACACUGGCUAAAAUUUCCUCUGUGAAGCUGCGGCUGCUGUGUAGCCAGGUGCUAAAGGAGCUCCUGGGGCAGGGGAUUGAUUAUGAGAAGAUCCUGAAGCUUACCACUGAUGCCAAGUUUGAAUCUGGAGACGUGAAGGCCACAGUCGCAGUGCUGAGUUUCAUCCUGUCCAGUGCAGCCAAGCAUAGUGUGGACAGCGAUUCCUUGUCCAGCGAGCUGCAGCAGCUGGGGCUGCCCAAAGAGCAUGCCACCAGCCUGUGCCGCUGUUAUGAAGAGAAGCAGAGCCCCCUCCAGGAACACCUUCGAGCCUGCAGCCUACGUGUAAACAGACUGGCCAGCGUGGGCUGGCGGGUAGACUACACCCUGAGCUCCAGCCUGCUUCAUUCUGUGGAGGAGCCCAUGGUACACCUGCAGCUACAGGUUGUGCCUGCUCCGGGUACCCUGGCCCAACCUCUUUCCAUGUCCCUCUCAGCAGACAAGUUCCAGGUUCUCCUAGCAGAACUGAAGCAAGCCCAGACCAUGAUGACUGCUUUGGGCUGAGAAGGGUGUCCCCAGCCUCUGUGGAGCUGUCCUGCCUGCGCUGAGUGGCUCCCCUCCAUACUCCUCUUGAAGGGUGGCCCUGGCCCCUUGAGUCCUGGCUAGGGCUACUGGGGAUCUUCCCCAGAAUUGCUUUCUUUCUUUUUUGAAAGAAGGUACUUUGAAACCAUUUUCACAGGCAAGAAGAAUAAACAAGUGUGCAGCAG